AUGGGGCCCGGUGGCCCCGGGGGCAGGUGGCCCCUCGCCGGGACCCUGCUGGUGGCCAUGGCCACCUCGAUGGUGGCCGGGGGUGAGGACUGCCUGUGGUACGUGGACAGGAACGGCUCGUGGCACCCGGGCUUCGACUGCGAGUUCUUCACCUUCUGCUGUGGCACCUGCCAACAGCGCUACUGCUGCAGGGACCCCCUGCGACUGCUCACCGAGCGCCAGCAGCGACACUGCUUCGCCUUCAGCCCCAAGACCAUCGCGGGCAUCGCCUCGGCUGUGGUGCUCUUCAUCGCCAUCGUCACCACCAUCGUGUGCUGCUUCAUGUGCUCCUGCUGCUACUUGUACCAGCGGCGCCGGGCCCCGCCCACCCCCCUGGCAGGCCCGGAGAUCCCCCUGUCCAGCUACCCCCCCGCGGCCCCCCCGGCGCCGUUCCCCGUGGACCCCAAAGCCGGCCCCGCGCCCCCCCAGCCCGGCUUCACCCCUAUGGCCAUGUACCCCCCUCCCGGGCCUGCCCAGUACCCCGUGUACCCCUCAGGGCCCCCAGUCUACAACCCCACAGCACCCCCGCCCUACGCCCCGGCACAGCCCAGUUAUCCCGGAGCCUGAGCCCCCCCGGGGACC
Molecule: messenger RNA, 621 nt
Organism: Lepidothrix coronata (blue-crowned manakin)
Lineage: Eukaryota; Metazoa; Chordata; Aves; Passeriformes; Pipridae
Gene: SHISA4
Product: shisa family member 4
Exons: 5
Coding region: 1-606 (201 amino acids)
Source: RefSeq, a predicted model, not a curated record